Molecule: messenger RNA, 568 nt
Organism: Schistocerca gregaria
Lineage: Eukaryota; Metazoa; Arthropoda; Insecta; Orthoptera; Acrididae
Exons: 4
Coding region: 1-453 (150 amino acids)
Source: RefSeq, a predicted model, not a curated record
AUGAAGAAAGAACAGUUUGUAAAUGAUGUUACUAUAGAGAACGAGUUGUCAACCAAACUUAAUGAACGUGAGAACUUAGAACCAUUACAGAGACAGCAACUGCGCCGGCGCUCCAUCCAUCAUUCAGCGGCAGAGCCAGGAACAGAGCAGCCAGAGGACAGCCAUGAAGUUCGUGACGAUAUUUGCGCUGGUGCUCAUGCUGGUGGCUGUAGUUCUUUGCGCCCCCGUGGGAAGCGACUCCGACCCGACCGAUGCCGACGAGGACACAAGGUCCAACCUGUUCCUGCUCAAGAAGAAGCUGUUGCUCAAGAAGAAGCUGCUGCUGCUCGGCUGAUGUCCCGACAUACGCCAGGUCGUCCUGGUUAUAAGUCAUCACAGAGAAGCCUCACAAACACAGUGCCCGCCAUUUACCUUCACCUGUUGCUCAAUGGCGACGUAUUGACUAUACAGUAAUUUACUGUGCCGCUUCGCAUCAUUUGUUUUAUAUUCGUUAGAUACAUUAUUUUUGUACAAAAUUGUAUAUUAUGUUCUCCUAGGUAAUAAAUACUUAGUAGUUAUUAUUCAUUAA